AUGUCGUACGACGAACCAUCUACACUUGACCGGGUGGUGGAGAGCCUCACAACAGCGACAGCCCAGGCAGUUGACCGCUUUACCCCCAACACGCGCCCAACUCCAUAUUCCAAGCGAUGGUUUACCCCGGGUCUGAAGGUGCAACAAGUUGAAGUCAACCAACUACGCAGGAGAUGGCAAGCACGCUGUGCAGAACUCGAAAGAGAUCACCCAAACACUGCCGCAGUCUUCCAAGCCAUGCAGAAGAAACGGCGAGCGUGGACCCGGACCAUCGAGAAAGCCACAGCCUCACACUGGAGACAGUUCCUGGAUGAGGCUGGCGAAGGAAAGCUUUGGAAAGCGGCAACGUACAUGAAGCCUCGAGAAACAUGGGGAUGUAUCCCAGCAUUAUGA
Molecule: messenger RNA, 393 nt
Organism: Penicillium macrosclerotiorum
Lineage: Eukaryota; Fungi; Ascomycota; Eurotiomycetes; Eurotiales; Aspergillaceae
Product: reverse transcriptase
Exons: 2
Coding region: 1-393 (130 amino acids)
Source: RefSeq, a predicted model, not a curated record